This is a messenger RNA of Molossus molossus (Pallas's mastiff bat), 2654 nucleotides long. RefSeq names its product caveolin 1 (gene CAV1). Gene Ontology annotation, molecular function: molecular adaptor activity; transmembrane transporter binding; protein kinase binding. Gene Ontology annotation, biological process: negative regulation of endothelial cell proliferation; caveola assembly; negative regulation of protein tyrosine kinase activity. NCBI's taxonomy places the organism in Eukaryota, Metazoa, Chordata, Mammalia, Chiroptera, Molossidae. The record is from RefSeq and is a predicted model, not a curated record. Bases 271 to 807 code for a protein of 178 amino acids. Gene Ontology annotation, cellular component: cytoplasmic vesicle; perinuclear region of cytoplasm; Golgi apparatus. The transcript has 3 exons.
AAACGCUUUUUCACUGCUCUUUGCUCCCCGCAGUGCUCCCCGCCCUCUACUGCCAGAACUUUGGGGAUGUGCCUAGACCCGGCACAGCACAGGUCCCAACCAACCGAGAACAGAACAAACCCUUGGCAGGUGGCCAGGAGGCUUCCUCCCAGCCACCGCCCCACCCACUAGCUCCAUUUUCCCCCCAUACAAUACAAGUUCUUUCUUCCUCAAUUCCCUUAUAUCAGAGCCCAGGGAAGUCUCAGAGCCUUCAUCCAGCCAUCGGCCGGCAUGUCUGGGGGCAAAUACGUAGACUCCGAGGGACAUCUCUAUACUGUUCCCAUCCGGGAACAGGGCAAUAUCUACAAGCCCAACAACAAGGCCAUGGCAGACGAAAUGAACGAGAGGCAAGUGUAUGAUGCUCAUACCAAAGAGAUUGACCUGGUCAACCGUGACCCCAAGCACCUCAACGAUGACGUGGUCAAGAUUGACUUUGAAGAUGUGAUUGCAGAACCAGAAGGGAUACACAGUUUUGAUGGCAUCUGGAAAGCCAGCUUCACCACCUUCACUGUGACAAAAUACUGGUUUUACCGCUUGCUGUCUGCCCUCUUUGGCAUCCCAAUGGCGCUUAUCUGGGGCAUUUAUUUUGCCAUUGUUUCUUUUGUGCACAUCUGGGUAGUUGUACCGUACAUUAAGAGUUUCCUGAUUGAGAUUCAGUGCAUCAGUCGUAUCUAUUCCAUCUGCAUCCACACCCUCUGUGACCCACUAUUUGAGGCUUUUAGCAAAAUAUUCAGCAAUGUCCGCAUAAACGUACAGAAAGAGAUAUAAAUGACAUUUCAAGGAUAGAAGUAUACCUGAUUCAUUUUUUUCUUUUAAUUUUCUUGGUGCCAAUAUCAAGUGUUAAGUUGCUAGUACAGCAACAAUAUAUGAGUGAAUUUUCUUGGUUCAUAACAAAGAAAUCACUCUCUUAGUCUUAAUAACUAUUAUUUGUCUCUUCUGAGCUAUUUCAGCAAUAUUUUUUUUGGUUGUCUGAAUUUUUUAAACCCAUUUCAAAUGUUUUACUUGCAUUUUUAUUUACAUGUGGGUCAUUGUUUUAUUGGUUGAAAUAUGAAGCUAUUGUUGAAAGAUACUUUGAAAGAAAUAUGAAAAACCAGUGACCUCAACUGCCUAUUCUAAAAUGUCAAUGGUUUUAUGGUAAAGGAAGAAUUCCAGGUGCUGGCCAUUGAUUGUACAGGUAUGUGGCUGGUUUUAAACAAAUUCUUCCCUCACCAUUGAAGUGUUAAUGAUUGCUGCCAUUCAUUUUAAUGAUUCAAUGAAAUCUAGUGAUCUUUAUCAAAUUAGAAAACGUACUUGGCAUUCACAGUCUGACUAAUGUCUUACCCUUCUUGAAAUUUUAACCUGUGAUACUUUCUGUGCCUGAAUAUUUGUUACAUAGAUAUGAGAUUUAAGUGCCUUCUUGUUCAUCAUAUAUUCCUUCUCAAAUGGGGUCCAGCUGAUUAAUUUUCAUUAGGUCAACAACUUCCCUGGAGACCAAAAUUAGAAAAUCCAUUACCUAAUUCUCCACACUUGUUUCUCACUCUGAGAACAGAGUCAGAUGAAGUUCGUGUCUGUACUUGAUCACACACCAUCUUUAUUUAUAUCCAGCAUGGUCCACAUCAGCCCCCAAAAAUGAAUUAAGGUAGACAAAUGGGGCUGUGUCCUCUCUGGCUGGCAGGAGUUGAAACCAACUUCCCUGCCUCUCAUCAGCUGAAUGAGGUCAGCUAUCUAUUCAGCUUUGUUUUCAAGAAUAACCAGCUUUCCUGACUCCAAACUAAUCCAUCACCAGGGUGUUUUGGUGACUGAACAAUGUGUUCCCUUUUCAGCUGAUCAGUGGGCCUCUGAGGGAAAGGCUUGUAAAAUUGUGUGAGACUGUCAGAGUUGUUGCAAAUGUGACCCCUUCAAAGCAAAGCACUUGCAAACAUCUGUUGUGCUGUGAGAUAUAAUCCCUCUCCCUAUCAGGAUCUUUGAACCUAAUUCAGACAUCACUUUUCUCAGAGAGAAUAUGGGGGAAGAGAUUGAGGUAGCUUUGCUGGAAUAAAUUCAAAUUCUUCUAAACUCAAACUGAGGAAUGUUACCUAUAAACCUGAGUCAUACAGAAAGAUGCCUGGUACAUUGAAAAACUUUUUAUUUCUCCUGCUCAUGUUAAGAUUCUGCCCUUGGGAAAUUUAUUUUAACUUUCAGUUAUGCUUUUACUUUUUACACUUGUUGGAACUCUGCUUGAUGAGUUUUUUUGUUUUUGUUUUCGUUUCAUCUUGGGUUUUUUGCCUCUUCCAGUUUUCUUGACACUUUACUUACCAACUUGUUACCUACUUUGAACUUUAGCAUUUAAAAUAGACACUGGCAUAGACAUAGUUUUACUUUUAAUCUGUGUACAUAACUGAAUAUGUACUAUACUGCAUAGAUUUUAAGUGUAAAGAUAUUUUUAUCUUUAUAUGAGGAAGAUCACUUGGGAAAUUGCUUUGUGAUUCAAUCUGUAAACUGUGUAUCCCAAGACAUGUCUGUUCUACAUAUAUGCUUAGUUUCUUGUGCAAAUCAAGUGGUGGUUCAAAAGCUGAAAUUUAUAUGCUUACUGAUAUAUUUUACACUUUUUUAUCCUGCAUGUCCUGAAAGUUUAUAAGUCUACACAAUAAAAAUGU